Molecule: messenger RNA, 2371 nt
Organism: Eleginops maclovinus (Patagonian blennie)
Lineage: Eukaryota; Metazoa; Chordata; Actinopteri; Perciformes; Eleginopidae
Product: potassium voltage-gated channel subfamily S member 2
Exons: 10
Coding region: 229-1722 (497 amino acids)
Biological process (GO): regulation of delayed rectifier potassium channel activity; potassium ion transmembrane transport; protein homooligomerization
Cellular component (GO): voltage-gated potassium channel complex; membrane
Molecular function (GO): protein binding; delayed rectifier potassium channel activity
Source: RefSeq, a predicted model, not a curated record
AACCCAGCGGACUGUUACCUCCUCUCUUCUCUUCAUUAUCUCAGGAAGACUUCAGGUUGUCUUUGAACGUUCUUUAUCAGGAGAAACUUGCUGUUUUUCUGCCGGUUCCUGAGUGACAUGUCAGCUGUUUUUAAAGCGUGAAAGUAAGAAACUUAAAAACGCAUCAUGGGGUGAAUGUGACUUCUGAGGAGGAUGCUCAUCCGGUGACCAAACCACAGCAGCAGAACCAUGGUGAAGGAGAGGCUGCCGGGCUGGGUCCUGCAGGACUCGGAGGAGGGUCUGCUCCACGUGAACGUUGGGGGUCUGAAGAGGAGCCUCUGCUGCAGCACGCUGAAGAAGUUCCCCGACACCAGACUGGGAAAACUGCUGGCCUGCGACUCCGAGGAGGACAUCCUGCAGGUGUGUGAUGACUACGACGUGCAGCAGAAGGAGUUUUACUUCGAUAGGAACCCCGGCCUGUUUCCGUACGUUCUGCACUUCUACCAGACGGGGAAACUUCACAUCAUGGAGGAGCUGUGUGUGUUCUCCUUCAGUCAGGAGAUCGAGUACUGGGGCAUCAACGAGUUCUUCCUGGACAGCUGCUGCAGCUACCGGUUCCAUGACCGAAAGCUGGAGAGCAGUCGGCACCACAGCUGGGACGACGACAGCGACGUCAGCAGCAUCGACACGUCCGUGGACGAGAUAUCGGACCUCAACAGGGACAUGAAGCACUUCCAGGAGGUCCGUCACGGGAACAUCAGGAAGUGUUUGUGGCUGACGCUCGAGAACCCGGGGUACUCCAUCCCCAGCAAGCUGUUCAGCCUGGUCUCCAUCAGCGUGGUGCUCACCUCCGUCGCCACCAUGUGCAUCAACAGCAUCCCCGAGUAUCAGAACUUUGACAGUGAAAAGAAGUUGAUUGACGACCCGACCAGGCAGGCUCUGGAGGUUUUCUGCACCUGCUGGUUCACAUUCGAGGUGGUGAUGCGGCUGCUGCUCGCUCCCAACAAGAGGAAGUUCUUCUACCAGCCUCUGAACAUCAUCGACUUGGUGUCCGUGGUUCCGAUCUAUAUCACGCUGCUGCUGGACCUCGUGCCGGGAGCCGAGUCUGAGCUGGGAGGCCUGGGGACACUCAUACAGGUAUUGAGGUUGAUGAGGGUCUUCAGGGUUCUGAAGUUGGCUCGACACUCGACAGGACUGCGGUCCCUGGGAGCGACACUGCGGCACAGUUACCGUGAGGUGGGGAUCCUGCUUCUGUACCUCGCUGUGGGAGUCUCCGUCUUCUCCGGCAUCGCUUACACUGCAGAAUAUGAAGAGGACGUGGGCCUGGACACCAUCCCGGCCUGCUGGUGGUGGGGCACGGUCAGCAUGACCACGGUGGGCUACGGAGACGUGGUGCCCGUCACGGUGGCCGGGAAGCUGGCGGCCAGCGGCUGCAUCCUGGGCGGCACGCUGGUGGUGGCGCUGCCCAUCACCAUCAUCUUCAACAAGUUCUCUCACUUCUACCGCCGGCAGAAAGCUCUGGAGGCCUCGGUGAGGAAGAACCACCGCCGGAAGAUCAACAUGAGCUGCGAGAACGAGCCGGAGGAGGAAGAGGAGGAGAUGGAGGUGGAGGAUGAUGAUACUGACGACAUGGAGGAGGACGAUAUAGACGACGAGGACGACGGAGGUGUGAUUAACUACAGCUACGUGGAGCAUCCGUCAUACUCCUCCAUACUGAAGAGGAAGGAGCUGCAUCAGCUGUGAGGAGCCGCCAUCAGAACUGUGUUCAGACGCUCGCUGUGAGGGUCAUCAGCCCAUUAUAACGCUACGGACGGAGCAAUCCUACUGCCAUGGUGAUGCAACCGCAGUCCUGAACCCCAUGUUAACAUGCAUUAAAACUUCUAGGUUUAGAGAUAUGAAUUAUAAUUCUCUUGGGUUGAGUCAAUCCAGUGACACAAACCAGAUCUCUGAUUUAAUCAUGAGACUCUCAUCUCAUCCAAGGCCUCUAAGAUGUAGUAGGAACUGUUGAAUUAUCCUGUGGGAUCUUCUGUCGAUGCAUGACUGAACAGAGAGUGGAAACAAUAAAUAACUCAGAGCUGUUGCCUUUAAAGAGAAAGAGAGCGUCCAUACAGUAAAGGAUUAUAAAUCUGGGUCUUCCAAUGACACACUGUCUGUUAUCUGUGCAUGUUGGAGGGUUUCGAUGUGAAGAAAUGCAGGACAAAUAUAACUGAGCAUAAUAAGAGGUCAACGUCCUGCAGGACUGUGGGAGGGGUGAACUGAAAGCAUGCACAAUGAAAUAAAAAAGUAUCCAGAUGAACUGUGAAAAGUACUUUUGUGGAAGAAGUUGAAACACAAAGUUUACACUGUUCUCUAAUAUGUUUAAAGAGUCCUCUCCUGCUGAUGAUCAGGUGUA